This is a messenger RNA of Caenorhabditis auriculariae, 1608 nucleotides long. The record is from the annotation of a GenBank genome assembly. NCBI's taxonomy places the organism in Eukaryota, Metazoa, Nematoda, Chromadorea, Rhabditida, Rhabditidae.
AUGGCUGCAAAUCGUGAGUUUUCGUUGCUUUUAUAUAUUUUUAUCCAGGAAAACGAAAAGUUCAGGUAGCACAGACGUACAGCUUAGGAGGAGUUUCCAAGGUAAAGUUAAAGUAUUUAUUUUUCAACAAAAGUAUUGAUAGGGAAUCCGGAGGUGAAAAAAUUGGUUCACACUGAGUUGACGCGUUUGACGACGGAGCAGAAGCAACUCAUCCAGGAAACGUUUGCUGAAAUCGCCAAGGCACCUGUGAAAAAUGGACUCAUCCUGUUUGCCAGGUAACAUAUAACAUUAGAAAAAAUUGAAAACCCUCGUAAAACCCUUUAAAAACUAACUGAGAAUUUAUCAAGUAAUAUUGAACCAAAAAUUUCUCGGAAUUCAAAAAAAAGGUUCACUGAUACGAUAAAACUUCUCGGACCUUGGUAACAUGAACCGGCGUCUCUCAAGUAAUCCCUUAAGGGGGCUUAAUUCGCUAAAGGUACCCCUAAAAAGCUCAUACACGUCCGGUUUGCGUGUCCAAACUCAUCCUCUUUGCCAGGUAACUUUAUAUAACUUUAAAAAACUUGACAGCCUCUUAAAAAAUUAACUGAAAACUUAUGAGGUAAUAUUUUAAUAACUUUGAAAACCCAAAAUUCCUCGAAACUUGUAAAAAAGGUUCCCUGAUACGAUAAGACUACUCUGAAUUCGGUAACGCAAACCGGCCGCGCCUGGGUGUUUCAAGUGACCCCUUAAGGGGGCUGACACCGCUAAAGGUACCCCUAAAAGCUCAAAAACGUCCGGUUUGCGUGCCCGGACUCAUUUUCUUUGCCAGGUAACAUUAUAACUUAAAAAAACUUGAAAACUCUUGUGGGUACCCUUAAAAACUAACUGAAAACGUAUCAAGUAACCUCGGACCUGGAUAACGAAAAUCCGGAAGCGCCUGGACGUUUCAAGUAGUCACUUAAGGAGGCUGAAAUCGCUAAAGGGACCAUUAAAAAGCUCGAAACCGUCCGAGGCUCGUCCGGUUUGCGUCACCAAAAUCAGAAUUUUUCAAAUUUUAGGUACUUCUCCGAGUUUCCACACUACAAGAACAUUUGGCCACAGUUCCGCGCGAUUCCCGACAGUUCCUUGAUCGUUUCGGAUCAAUUAAGAAAUCACGCCUCUGUGUACAUGUCCGGCCUUAAAGUGAGCAAUACUAGGCAAUAAAAAUUCCCAAGAAUUUCCAGGAAAUCGUUGAAAAAAUGGACGAUGAUGAGAUUUUGGUCAAUCUCACGGCCAGGAUCGCGAUAAGUCACGUCAAAUGGACAAUUAGCAAGCAGCAUAUCACGGUUUUGAGAUACUUUUUUAGGAAUUUCAAUGGCUUAGGCAGAAAAAUGCACUCAUUUAGAGAACAAUGGUGACAUGAAGAGACGACUGAGAAGUCAGAGUUUCUGUCUUCUCUGGCGUCUCUUCAGCCCUCUCCUGCUACUGACCCACUUCCAGAACAUGAUACCUGGCCUGAUGGACGUCCUGAAGACGUGCCUAGGUGACAGAUACAAUCAAGAAGUCGUCGACGCUUGGACCACGUUUUAUGACGUCAUCGGAAAUGUUUUGAAUAUUCAGAAGGCCUUCGUUCCUCGGCGUUACCCUUAA